GGUUGGACACUAUCAGUCCAUAUAUCCCCUCUCUAACAUAACGGUCUCUUCCUAAUUAUUAGCCUAAAAGAUUUAGAUCAAAGGAUCAAUCGAUAUAAUCAGCAUGGACUCGUCAGUGGUCUCGGAGUUCGAGGGUACCCUGCUGAGGGACGGGCACCCUUUCUCCUACUUCAUGCUGGUGGCGUUUGAGGCCUCGGUGGGCCUGGUACGCUUCACCCUGCUGUUGCUUCUGUGGCCCGUGGUUCGCCUGCUCAGCGGGCUGGGGAUGGGAGAUUUGGCCCUGAGGCUCAUGAUCUUUGUGUCCCUGUGUGGGGUCAAAGAGUCUGAGGUUGAGUCAGUGGCGAGAGCAGUGUUGCCCAAAUUCUACAUGGACGACAUCGACAUGGACGCUUGGAGAGUGUUCAGCGCUCACGACAAGAGGGUCGUGGUGACGAAGAUGCCGAGAGUUAUGGUGGAGAUGUUUGUGAAGGAGCAUCUGCGGGUUGACGAGGUUAUAGGAACCGAACUGGUUGUGAACCGGUUAGGUUAUGCCAUGGGCUUUACCAACAGCGAAUUCAGCUCGGUCUCAGGUCGGGUAGCCAAAUUGUUCGGCGAUAAGCGACCCAGUUUAGGGAUGGGAAGGCCGACGUCAUCUCCAUCAUUUUUAUCUCUAUGCAAGGAAAAACUCCAUCCACCUUUCAUCACUGAAUCAAGGAAGGCCGAUCCACAACUUCUACGCCCUGUCCCGGUUGUAUUUCAUGAUGGCAGGCUUGUCAACCGCCCUACGCCAUCCAUGGCUCUCCUGAUUCUCUUAUGGAUGCCCCUCGGAAUACUACUCGCCACCAUUCGCAUAGCAGUCGGCCUGACAUUGCCCCUAGGAGCCAUUCCUGUGAUCGCCCCAAUAUUCGGGGGCAAGGUCAUCAUGAAGGGUAAACCACCACCACCCGUGUCCGAUGACAACACCACAGGCGUGCUCUUCGUCUGCACACACCGGACCCUGAUGGACCCUGUUGUUUUAUCCACCAUCCUAGGUCGUAAGAUUCCCGCAGUCACCUAUUCCCUUUCAAGGUUUUCUGAGAUCCUGUCGCCGAUACCGACUGUCCGACUUACCAGGAUCCGUGAAAUUGAUGCGGAAAAGAUCAAGCGCCAGUUGGCAAAGGGGGAUCUGGUCGUUUGCCCUGAGGGAACAACAUGCCGAGAGCCAUUCCUGCUGCGGUUUAGCGCUCUGUUUGCUGAGUUGACCGACCGAAUAGUGCCAGUCGCGAUGAACUACCGGGUAGGGUUUUUCCAUGCGACCACUGCUCGGGGCUGGAAAGCUCUGGACCCAAUCUUCUUCAUGAUGAACCCGAGGCCAGUGUACGAGGCAACGUUCCUAAACCAGCUCCCAGUCGAAGCCACGUGUUCAUCGGGGAAGAGCCCUCAUGAUGUAGCAAAUUACGUUCAGAGGAUCCUGGCAGCGACCCUAGGGUUUGAAUGCACCAACUUCACUCGAAAGGACAAGUACCGCGUCCUCGCCGGGAACGACGGAACCGUGCCAUGCGGUGCCUCUUUGGCCGACGGUAUCAGGAAGGUUGUGAAAACUUUCAAGCUGUUCAUAUUUCAUUAGACAACAUACUAGGCGGCUGCAUAUCGAUGAAAUAAUGAGAUCAAUUAAUUAGUCACGUUUAUAAUAUAUAUAUAUAUAUAUACAUAAUAUUCAUAAUGGGCAAUUAAUUAUUUGAUUUUAUAUGCCUAUCUAUCCGUUUGUACGUUAGCCUCGUGUGAGGAUUGAAUUUUCUUCAACUCCUUUUAUUUAUUUAUUUUGGGUUAUAUUAAUUUCGAGAAUAGAUGUAAUAUUAAGGUA
Molecule: messenger RNA, 1822 nt
Organism: Punica granatum (pomegranate)
Lineage: Eukaryota; Viridiplantae; Streptophyta; Magnoliopsida; Myrtales; Lythraceae
Source: RefSeq, a predicted model, not a curated record